Messenger RNA from Microstroma glucosiphilum, 1638 nucleotides. RefSeq lists its product as hypothetical. Gene Ontology annotation, molecular function: FAD binding; DNA binding. Gene Ontology annotation, biological process: entrainment of circadian clock by photoperiod; circadian regulation of gene expression. NCBI's taxonomy places the organism in Eukaryota, Fungi, Basidiomycota, Exobasidiomycetes, Microstromatales, Microstromataceae. The record is from RefSeq and is a predicted model, not a curated record. The transcript is spliced from 2 exons. Gene Ontology annotation, cellular component: nucleus; cytoplasm. The coding region runs from base 1 to 1638 and encodes 545 amino acids.
AUGAAGAAGCAUGGAGAGUGCAAAAGCCCACCUUCAGAGGGAGGCAAUGUACUCUAUGUCAUGGGAAUGAAGUCCCUCCGUAUCGAGGACAAUCGAGGUAUCGCCCAUGCUUCACAUCUAGCUCAAGAGAGGAAGAAGGCGGGUGGGAAAGGAGCGGGCAACUUGAUUGUCAUCUUCUUCAUCUCUCCAACUGACUGGAAGAUGCAUGACCGUGGACCGAGGAGAAUCGACUUCGUGCUUAGGAACCUGCGAGAAAUCAAGAAGCAGCUCGACGAGCUCAAUAUCCCCCUGAUGGUGUACACCUCUCCUUCGCGGAAAGACAUGCCAAAGACACUCAUCGAUUUCGCCAAGCAAUGGGAUGUCAAGGAGAUUGUGGGCAAUGUCGAAUACGAAGUUGACGAGUGCUGGCGGGAUGUGGCUAUCCUCAAAGCGGCGGGAGAAGCGGGGCUGUAUGCCACUUUCCUAGAGGAUACGUACGUUGUGCCUGCUUUCCACCUAGAGACCAAGACUGGACACCAGUAUGCCGUUUUCAGCCCUUGGAACCGGGCAUGGACUGCCCAUAUCGAGAAGAAUAUGCAUCUGAUCGAUGAGUCGCCCUCGCCUGAAGCGAACGACAAGGGCAUUCGCACCGGAAAGCUAGGUAACCUUUUCGAUCGACAGGGCGAAGGUUUUGGCAUUCCAGAAUACGUCGAGGGCUACGAGUGCAAGGAUGCAGAGUACAUGCGUAAACUCUGGCCUGCAGGAUCUCACUCUGCCCGAAAAGUUCUGUCGAACUUUGUGAGGGGUAAAGGAGGGGAGAGUGCAUUUGAGGACCGAGCUUCCGAAUUGGGACACAAGCAGGUUGCGCCUGAUUCGAAAGACUCGAGGCUGAAUCGGUACGGCAUUGGACGUAACUUGUGCUCGGAGAAUGGCACAUCGAGGUUGUCGCCGUACCUGGCUGCGGGUGUCAUCUCGCCCAGGGCUUGCUUGCGAGCAACGAUGGAGGUGGAUAAGAACAAGUUCAAGGUGGGCCGAUCGACGGGUACCGAGACGUGGAACACAGAGAUCAGCUUCCGUGACUUCUACGCGCACGUCCUAGCCGCCUUUCCCCGCGUUUGCAUGAACCACUUCUUCGUUCAAAAAUACGAACGAGUCUGUUGGGAGUACGAUGACUCCCUCUUCCAAGCCUGGACUGAAGGUCGUACUGGCUACCCAUUGGUAGAUGCCGCUAUGCGCCAAGCAUCCCAGCAGGGUUACAUGCACAACCGUGGUCGUAUGACCGUAGCUUCCUUUCUGAGUAAGCACCUCAUGCUCGAUUGGAGAAAAGGAGAGCGUUGGUUCAAUCAGAAUCUCAUCGAUCAAGACUUUGCAAGCAAUAAUGCCGGGUGGGCCUGGAGCUCCUCGUGCGGGGUUGAUCCACAACCUUAUUUCCGAAUCUUCAACCCUACUUCUCAAUCGGAAAAGUGUGACCCAAAGGGAGAGUAUAUCAAGCACUAUGUCCCCGAAUUGAGAUCAUUGGAGGGAGCAGCGGUACAUAAUCCAUUUGAGAGAUUGAGUAAAGGGGAAUUUGAGAAGUUGGGAUACCCGAAGCCGAUUGUGGUUCAUAAGGAGGCGAGGGAGAGGGCAUUGAGGAGAUUCAAAGAGCCGGGAAGCACGUAA